AUGCAGGUGACGGAGCGGGCGUUUAACAGCUGCAGCUUGACCGACCCCAUACGGAAGCUGGACGACGGCAACUCCCUCUUUAACCUGACGACCCCGGGGAACUACUACUUCACCAGCGGCGCCCCCAGCCACUGCGAGAAGAACCAGAAGCUGGCGGUUGCCGUCCCCUCACUAAACAACGGGACCUUCUUCCCGCCCGCCGUAGACUUCGCCGUCCCGCCGGCGGGGUCGCAGUCCUACCUGACCGUCUUCGGCCCUGCUCCGGCUCAGGGACACAGCGGCAAUCCGGCAGCGGCCGUCACGGCCAUGGGAUCCGUCGUCUCGGCCGCGCUGCUCCUCGGCGUGGCUUUCGCAUGACGCCGACGGAAAUGGAAUGGCAUUUUUGGAGUUAUGCUUGGUAGAAGCUUUUGUUUCUUUUUUCCUUUUUCUCUUUUAUCUUCUUUAUCUUUUGUC
Molecule: messenger RNA, 453 nt
Organism: Musa acuminata AAA Group (dessert banana)
Lineage: Eukaryota; Viridiplantae; Streptophyta; Magnoliopsida; Zingiberales; Musaceae
Product: early nodulin-like protein 8
Exons: 1
Coding region: 1-357 (118 amino acids)
Molecular function (GO): electron transfer activity
Source: RefSeq, a predicted model, not a curated record